Molecule: messenger RNA, 688 nt
Organism: Rhinichthys klamathensis goyatoka
Lineage: Eukaryota; Metazoa; Chordata; Actinopteri; Cypriniformes; Leuciscidae
Product: coiled-coil domain-containing protein 106-like
Exons: 2
Coding region: 5-589 (194 amino acids)
Cellular component (GO): nucleoplasm
Source: RefSeq, a predicted model, not a curated record
UGAGAUGCAAGGAGCUUCCUCCAAAAUGCGAAAUAUGAUUGUUAACCCUGACUCUUCUGAUGAAGUAGACAACCUGAAUGAAAAAAAGGGCAAAAGAAGGGCAAGAAAGGAAAAGAAAAAAAAGUCAAACAAAGUUGACUCUUCAUCCUCUUCCAAUGAAUCAGUGUCUUAUUCCACCUCUGAUUCAUCUGUUUCGUCUUCACCCCACAAAUCAAGGAAACAUAAGAAAAAAUCAAAGAAAGCUGGACAAAAAAUGCAAAAAAGCAGAAGAGUGUUUCUACCAGAGCAUGCAAUCCAAAGAUAUAAAAAGGUCCUGCAGUACUUGCAACAGGGAAUCACCAAAACGCUGGCAUACCACAAGUGUGGGGUUGACCGCAAAACAAUAGUGGAUACUGCAGCGAUAGCUGAGCUAGAGGCUUGUGACGGUGAAGCCUACAAGACCUUGCGAGAAACAUUCCACAGAGGCCAGAAACUGUCACAGUUUGCAGAACAAUGCAAAGAAAUGUGCAUGAAGGAGCCACUUCAAAGUGUCAUUGAGCAAAAAAAGAAAAAUGGCUUGCUCAUUGACCUUUGCCAAAAACAAAAGUAACUUUUGUUCAAAAGUGUGUUAGAGAAACAUUGGCAAGGUUGAAGUUCAGGCCUUGGGAGUGCAUACACAUUAAUUUUAUUUGUUGACAUUUUAUUUGGU